Messenger RNA from Naegleria lovaniensis, 1410 nucleotides. RefSeq lists its product as uncharacterized. Gene Ontology annotation, cellular component: nucleus. Gene Ontology annotation, biological process: protein peptidyl-prolyl isomerization. The transcript is spliced from 2 exons. The record is from RefSeq and is a predicted model, not a curated record. Lineage: Eukaryota; Heterolobosea; Eutetramitea; Acrasida; Naegleriidae. Gene Ontology annotation, molecular function: RNA binding; peptidyl-prolyl cis-trans isomerase activity. Bases 1 to 1410 code for a protein of 469 amino acids.
AUGAGUGUUCUCAUCACAACCUCCCUCGGAGAGAUGGUUGUGGAUUUAUGGGUGGAAGAGUGUCCGAUUGCGUGUUUUAAUUUUCUUUCACUAUGCAAAAUUAAAUACUACAAUAAUUGUAAAGUAUUUCAUGUGGAGAAGAAUGCUUGGUUUCAGAGUGGAGAUCCAACCCACACCGGAAAAGGAGGACAUUCAAUUUUUCAUUUGAUAGAAGAGAAGAAGGCUUCUGAUCAAAAGCAACCAUUUCUGAAAGAAAAAGAAAUUUAUUUCAAUGAUGAAAUUAAUGUUCGGAAAAAACAUAAUCUAGAGGGAUUAUUGUGCAUGGCAAACAAGGAACAUCCGAAUACCAAUGCAAGUCAAUUCUAUAUUACAACAACGAAUAGACAUUUGGAUUAUCUGGAUGGAACACACACCAUUUUUGGUCGUGUUGAAGAAGGUAUUGAUGUGGUCCGUGCCAUUGAUAAAUUAUAUACAGAGAAAAAAGGUGAGCUUGAAGUACCCAUUCAAACUGUGAGAAUUAGACAUACACAAAUUCUUUUUGAUCCAUUUGAAGAAGAAGAAUCGUUGAAAAAGCAAUUUGAAUCAUUCUACAAGUAUGUUCAAAUGAUGAUUCCGGAUAAAAGCCCAGCUGCUAUACACGACGAUGAGAUUAUUGAAAUUCCUCAACAAGUACUAAAUGAAGAGGGUGAAACUGAGGAAGAUUAUGAAACAAAGAAGGAAAGAGAAGCCAAAUCGAAAGCGGUUGUAUUGGAGAUGAUUGGUGACUUGCCUGAUGCUGAAGUAGCACCGCCAGAGAACGUCCUUUUUGUCUGUAAGCUAAACCCUGUCACAACAGAUAAGAGUUUAAGAUUAAUUUUCUCUCAAUUUGGAAAAAUCAACAAGUGUGAAGUUGUAAGAAAUAAGAUGACAGGGAAAAGCAAAACAUAUGCAUUCAUUGAAUUUGAAUCAAGUGAAGCCUGUGAAAAUGCAUAUUUGAAAAUGGAGAAUGUGAUUAUUGACGAUUCCAGAAUACAUGUAGAUUUUUCGCAAUCUGUAGCAAAACUGUGGUGGCAAAACGAACAAGAAAAGAAGCAGCACUCUUCAGCUUCCGCACCAAGGACAACUGGAACUCUUGAAACAACUACUAGUACUGUGCAGCAACAUCAAAAUGAACGAAGGCUAGGUGGAGAACGUAGACUCGAUGCCAGACCUGGCAAUCCGCCAUCUAGAAAUUACCAAGACCAGCACAGGGACAGUCACAGUCGACAAGGCUCUUACAAUAGAUACCAAAACGAUCGAGAGCACUACAACAAAAGCCAUAAAGAUAGAAGAGAAGGUGAAUCGAUUUCAUCAGAUUCGUAUCAUAAACGAAAGACCUAUGACUCACAUUACGAUUACAAUCGAGAUUAUUCCAAAAAGAAUAAGCGAUAA